UGCCUCGGCUCCGGCUGAGGGCUGAGGUGAUCUCCCCGCUCCGAGCGGCCUCAGCGUGGUGCGCAAACGGGAGGUCGGGGUCGGCACGAUGGCGCGGAAGAAAGUGCGGCCGCGGCUGAUCGCGGAGCUGGCCCGCAAGGUGCGCGCCUACCGGGAGCUGAAGGCGCGGCCGCGGGACUCGGAGCGCUUCGCCCUGGACUACGAGACGAUGACGCGGCCGCACACUGGCCGCCGCCUCCCGGAGAAGGCCUGGGCCGACGUGCGGCGUGAGAGCCGCCUCCUGCAGCUGCUCAGCCGCCUGCCGCUCUUCGGCCUGGGCCGCCUCGUCACGCGCAAGUCCUGGCUGUGGCAGCACGACGAGCCCUGCUACUGGCGCCUCACCCGCGUGCGCGCCGACUACACGGCGCCGAAUUUGGAUCAUGGAAAGGCCUGGGGGAUCCUGACCUUCCGAGGUAAGACAGAGAGGCAAGAAAAGGAGAUUGACCAGGUCAUGUACCACGAUUGGAGGCUGGUGCCCAAGCAUGAAGAAGAAGCCUUUACGAACUUCACCCCUAAGUCAGAGGAAACUGUCCGAUAUGUGCCUUACCCUCCUUUAUUCCGGGCCAUGAUCUUUGCAGAACGACAGAAGCAGGGAAACCUCAGCGCUGAGGAGCCCAUGAUAGAUUUGGAGAAAAGAAUCUUUUUUCCAAAGCAAAAUGCCAAUAACCAAGCAGAAGGCACUCCAGUAUAAAGGCCCUGAACUGUUUGGUCAUGUGCAUAAUGAAUUUACCUGUGGAACAUUCUUUUUAAUGAAGAACUUAAAGAAUUUAUGUCCUAGAAAACCAGUUUUAUAUUAUAUUUCUGGUGAUGCACUGAUUAAUCUGAGCCCAUGGAAUUCUGUAAAAGUUGUGGUAAAAUUUAGCAUUUUGUGAAGCCCAUGCUCUUUCACCAUACCUCCUCAUACCACCACCGAAUGUUCAGCUCAUUUGGGCCUCUUAUUCCCUUAGAAAGGGUCAGAGGUGUCUUUGGGAGAGACCACAGAGGCAGAGGUGCCUUAAGUGCUCCAUAGUGCUUGAGUUGAAUAUCUGACUCUUCAAGGAGUAGUCCAGGUAGAGGCAUAAAGUUGAUAAAACCACCCUAGGGCUUCCUUUAUUUUGUUUCAUUUUACCUUUCACUGGGAGCCAGAACCUGGUUCUGUACAAAUACAAAUAAAGGAAGGUAAACUCUA
Vombatus ursinus (common wombat) is the source of this 1207-nucleotide messenger RNA. It is a transcript of the gene MRPS34, whose product is annotated as mitochondrial ribosomal protein S34. Gene Ontology annotation, biological process: mitochondrial translation. The record is from RefSeq and is a predicted model, not a curated record. The transcript has 3 exons. Bases 89 to 730 code for a protein of 213 amino acids. Gene Ontology annotation, molecular function: structural constituent of ribosome. Gene Ontology annotation, cellular component: mitochondrion; mitochondrial small ribosomal subunit. Lineage: Eukaryota; Metazoa; Chordata; Mammalia; Diprotodontia; Vombatidae.